AUGACUGAUCUGCUCCAAAAGUUGGUGAUAACUUCGGUGGUUCUUCCGUUGCAUAUAGUAGAACCUUUCACCAAUCCCAUUGCUUCUAGCUUCCUAUUGGCAUUUUGGCCAAUGCAAUUAUUCCUUUCAAUGCUAGGUCUAUACCAGAAUAACUUCACUUCCUAUCCAAUUUUCACUGCUCGUCUUGCAGAUACCAUUGUCUCCUUAUUCUUGAUAGCGAGUAUCUUCUUGUUAGAAGCUCUUGCUUAUUCACCAAACAAAAACUUGACUAAUUACUACUCCCAGUCGCCUUCGUUGGCUAAGGAGCUUCAUCAACCUAAUUUGAUUUCCUGCUUACUGUUUAGUUGGAUGAAUGAUAUGAUUAUUUCAGCAUAUGUUAACAAAACUAUAACGUCCGUGGAUUUGCCCAAUGCUCCAACAGAAUUAUCCACUAUGAAUUCAUACCAUAAAUUGUGUCAAUAUUACAAUCCCCAAAAGGCCAACUUAACAACAGCAUUGGCUAGAGGUUUUUUGAAUCCAUUCAUUUCUCUGUUCUUGUAUGAAUAUGCUUACAUUUGUCUUGAAUUUGUGCAACCUCAGUUGUUAAAAUGGUUGAUUAAAUAUUGUAACAAUUAUGACAAGGAACCCACUUUAAAGGGCUACACAAUUUCAUUUCUUAUGUUCCUAAUCACCGUUGUUCAAACCACAAUCAACAACCAAUACGAAAUGAAAUCAAUAGAAUUGAGUUUAGCGUGCAAGUCAUCGUUAUGUGCAUUUAUUUAUCGUAAAUCACUUCAAUUAUCUCAACACUCAAGACAAAUGAAAACUUCUGGUGAUAUUAUAAACUUAAUGUCGGUGGACGUUAAUAAAGUUCAACAAUUGGCACUUUGGUUACUGAAUCUUAUUACGGCACCAACAGAAUUAAUCCUCUGUGUUGUUUCUCUUUGGUCAUUGGUUGGGAAAUCAACUUUUGCUGGUAUCAUCACCAUGAUUAUCAUCAUGCCUUUCAAUUAUAUUCUUAUACAACGUCUGAAGAAAUUAACCAAAAUUCAGAUGACUUUAAAAGAUUCAAGAACAAGAAUUGUUAAUGAAAUUUGUACUACCAUCAAGUCAAUUAAAUUAUAUGCUUGGGAGAAACCAAUGCUUGCCAAAUUAAUGGAAGCAAGAAAUGUCAAGGAACUUGGUAAUUUGAAAUGGAUUAGAUUGGUUUAUCAAGCCAGUUUCCUUAUUUGGACCACCAUUCCUUUCUUAAUGACAUUUGCAACUUUUGCUGCGUUUGUUGUCCUUAAUAAAGAUAAACCAUUGACCUCAGAAGUGGUAUUCCCAGCUUUGAGUUUGUUAUCACUUUUGUCCAACCCUUUGACUCAAUUACCUGAAUCAAUUAAUGUGAUCAUCGAUGCAUCUGUUUCCUUACUGAGAAUUAACGAAUUCCUUUGUCUUCCAUCAUUACCUGAAUUGCCGCUACUUCCCUGUGCAAAAUCAUCGGGAGAUGUUAGUGUCAGUAUUCAAAAUGGUUCCUUUUAUCGAAGCGAAUCAAAUUCUGCCAGAUCAACUCCAUGUUCCACUCCCACACCAGUCGAUGAAGGCUCACUUUUAGUUACUCCUAAAAUGGUAACUACCAAAUCAAACCAUUUGACUCCUUUGACUGCAACUCCCGUGACCUCGUAUUCAACCUUAGAUGACUCAAGAUGUGCUUUAGAGAAUAUUAGCUUUGUUGCUCACAAGGGUGAUUUCAUUUGCGUAAUAGGAAAAGUUGGAAGCGGAAAGUCCACCUUAUUAUCGGCCAUUCUUGGUCAAUUGCAAUCCAAUAACAGCAACAGCAAUGCUCAAGUUUUUGGAACCAUUGCUUAUUGCUCACAGUCUCCAUGGAUCAUCAAUGCGUCAGUUAAGGAUAAUAUUCUAUUUGGUCACCGGUAUGACCAGCAAUAUUAUGAUUUAACUAUCGCUGUUGCCCAGUUAGAUCCAGAUUUGGAUAUCCUUCCAGAUGGUGAUCUAACACAAGUUGGAGAAAAGGGUAUUACACUUUCUGGUGGCCAAAAGGCUCGCCUUUCACUCGCAAGAGCCAUUUAUUCCAGAGCUGAUGUUUACCUUCUAGAUGAUAUCUUGAGUGCUGUUGAUUCCCAUGUUUGUAAUCGGAUCAUUGAACAAGUUCUUUCGAAAUCCACUGGUGUUCUUGCUUCGAAGACAGUCAUACUUCUGACGAACACUGUCAAUGUAUUAAAGUACCUGGACGACAUUUAUUUACUUGAACGGGGGAAAAUCGUUGAGCAUUCCCAAUAUUCGGGCAUAAAUGAUAAAGAUCAUCCUAAGAUGUUUGAUAUCUUGACCCACAAUACGGGGUCGAGUUCAAAGGAGGAAAGUUUGACUUCAUCUAUGGUCGUACAGAAUGUAGUAGAAGAAGCGGAAGAAGGAGAAGAAGUUGGUGAUGAUGAUGAACCAAUUGAAAACAGUGAUGUUGCAAGUCUUGCAACAUUUGUAUUUGAUCCUUUACCCAAAGCUCCAAAGAAUGCAAAGACAGUACAAGAGGUGGAGGUCUCCCAAAAGGGAAAGGUUAAAUGGACAGUUUACGCUCAAUAUAUUCAAGCAUGUUCAUAUUUGGGAGUUAUUGUUUGGUUUGCAUUCUUAGUGUGUUCACAGCUAUCUGGGAUAUUGGCUAAUUACUGGUUGAAACAUUGGACUCAAGAACAUGGUGAUUUUGGUGAUAAUAGUGAUGCAGGAAGAUUUCUUCUUGUUUAUGGUUUACUUGGAAUUCUAUCCAGUGCCUUUCAAUUUGGUCGAGCAGGUGUCCUUUGGGUUUGGGUGGCCAUUAGAGCUUCCAAGGAGAUCCAUGAUAAAAUGGCCAAGAGGUUAAUGCGUGCUCCCAUGUCAUAUUUUGAAAGUACACCCGUUGGUAGAAUACUUAAUCGAUUUACUAAUGAUAUCAACAAGAUAGACUCUGAGAUACCUAGAGUUUUAAGCGGGUUCGUAACAAAUAUUGUUAAAACGUUAUUUACUUUGGCUAUUGUUGGUAUAGCGAUGCCCAAAUUUCUUUUCAUUGUUGGUGGUCUUCUGUUCAUCUACUUGUAUUAUCUCAAGUAUUAUGUUUCUAUUUCGAGAGAAUUGAAACGGUUGGUUUCAGUUUCCAGUUCCCCUAUUUAUGCUCAUUUACAAGAAUCAUUGAAUGGAAUGGAAACCAUUAGUGCAUUCCGACAAUUCCCCCGGUUUGAUUUCAUUAAUAGAUCCAAAGUUGAUUUUAAUUUGAAAUGUUUAUUCAUGCAACGGUCUACCAAUAGAUGGCUUUCUGUACGGCUACAAUUGAUUGGGUCCAUAGUGAUAUUUCUGGCUGCAGUGUUAACCAUUCGAUCCUUGAAGACUUCCAACCCCUUAAGUGGUGCAAUGGCUGGGUUUGUGAUGUCGUACGCCUUGCGUGUUACUUCGUCGUUGAGAUCAGUUGUUCGGUUAUCAGCCACUGUUGAAUCGUCAAUUGUUGCAGUGGAAAGGUGUGCUGAGUAUUUCCUGUUGCCAGAGGAAGAACCCAGUGAAGAAGAAGUAGAAGAAACUGGUAUGAAGUUUAUUAAACCUCCCAUUCAAUGGCCAAUGACUGGAACAAUUGAGUUUGAUCUGUACUGUGCCAGAUACAGAGCCAAUUUAGAUUUGGUAUUGAAGAACAUUUCUCUUAGUAUCAAAUCAGGAGAGAAAAUUGGCAUUGUGGGACGUACUGGAUCAGGGAAAUCGACCUUAGCAUUGGCUAUAUUCCGAAUAAUUGAAGCAGUUGAUGGUCAUAUUAAUAUUGAUGGGUUAAAUACGUCUUUGAUGAAGUUAUUUGAUUUACGUCACACCCUUGGAAUUAUACCUCAAGAUUGUCAACUCUUUGAAGGAACCAUUCGUCAGAAUUUGGAUCCAUUUAGUUACUAUACUGAUGAAGAGAUCUGGAGAGCCAUAGAAACGGCUCAUUUGAAGCCACAUAUUGAGAAUCUAAGAGGUGAACAAAACGAAGAACAUGAAGAGCAAGAACAAGAAAAUAAAGAAAUCUUUGAUAAGCUCUCAAUAAAGGUAUCGGAAGGUGGAAACAAUUUUUCUGUGGGACAACGUCAAUUAAUGGCACUUGCCCGAGUUCUUUUGAAGAUGCAACGGGCCAAGAUUCUUGUAUUGGACGAAGCAACAGCGGCGGUGGACAUUCAAACGGAUCGAAUCGUUCAAGAAACUCUUCGGAAAGAAUUUAAAGAUAAAACCAUCAUCACAAUAGCUCACAGGUUGGAGACUAUUAUGGAUAGUGAUAAGAUUCUUGCGCUACAUCAAGGUGAAGUGGUUGAAUUUAGUACACCAAGUGAUUUGUUAAAACGUGAAGAUUCGGCGUUUUAUGCUUUGUGUAGGGAAGCAGGAUUGGUUUAA
Lizanozyma spartinae is the source of this 4350-nucleotide messenger RNA. RefSeq names its product ATP-binding cassette bilirubin transporter. Gene Ontology annotation, cellular component: membrane. Gene Ontology annotation, molecular function: ATP hydrolysis activity; ABC-type transporter activity; bilirubin transmembrane transporter activity. Lineage: Eukaryota; Fungi; Ascomycota; Pichiomycetes; Serinales; Debaryomycetaceae. The record is from RefSeq and is a predicted model, not a curated record. The transcript has a single exon. Bases 1 to 4350 code for a protein of 1449 amino acids. Gene Ontology annotation, biological process: transmembrane transport.